Molecule: messenger RNA, 2480 nt
Organism: Punctularia strigosozonata HHB-11173 SS5
Lineage: Eukaryota; Fungi; Basidiomycota; Agaricomycetes; Corticiales; Punctulariaceae
Exons: 2
Coding region: 127-2334 (735 amino acids)
Molecular function (GO): protein binding
Source: RefSeq, a predicted model, not a curated record
GUUUAACCAGGGCCAAGUUUGAACUGUUCUAUCAAUUCUUGGGGCUUGUGUUGAGGGAAAGCUAGGCCUAUCUACUGGUAAACUUGGUCCGGGCUUCAUCAAUCGUUGUAUGGACGUCAAGCGUUGAUGUUGGCACGAUGUGCACGCACUAGUAUCUUCGGACCCGCUUUGCGCAGCUCAGUGCGCGGAGCACUUGAUUUCCCCGCCGCAUGUAGGCGCCAUGUCCGCACUUUCCCGCCGUACGCAUUCACGAAGCCGGUGCAAGAGAAGGAACGUGCGGAAGCGAUCGAUCACGCCCGUGUCAAUACUCUGCUUCAUUCGCUCACGCGUAGUCUCGACCGCGACAACUCCAAGCCAAACCCGGACGCCGCAUAUGCCCUCUUCACCUCCGCCCUGCCAACUUUCACGUCCGGCCUGGCCAGGCGUGAUGCGUAUGAACGAGCAACAAAUAUGUUCCUCAUUUACGGCGCAUACAAGCACGCACUGGCUCUCCAUUACGAAAUGCGCAACGAGCGGCAUAUGCCCAGUCCCAAGUUGCAGGCGCUUAUAGUGGCGCUAAAGAUUGCCGAGGACGCCAGUUAUUGCGCCUCUGACGACCACAUGCUCGCCGCACUGCAGCCCGUUCUCGCCCUGCCGAAUUACACGGAGAACGCUCUUCGACAUCUGCUUCAUUUUCUUUGCGAAGUUGCGCCGUCCGGCCAGCUUGUGAACCGUAUCCUCGACGCGUUCAUUGAGGCCCGUAACAAGGAGCUCAAGGAGAAGAUACCACGGAGGCAGAGGACGAGGCGCAACUACGAAGAGUAUGAGCUGCACGAGACCACAGUUUGCGCGCUGGUGAAUAUCCACUCGAAACUUGGCACAUACGACUCGGCAGAGGCACUCCUCGAGGACGCCGAUGUGGCCAGUGUCUUCCAGGCCUUCCUUGCCAACCUAUCGGAUGAAAUCGACACGAAGCAGUCUUCCAGCAACGUGGAGAUGCCUACUCAAGAUCCAAUUUGCGGCAGCGGAAGGCUUCCCCCUCCUUACAUGAGUGCCGAAGAGGUAUUGGCGCGCAUGGCCAGCUCAGGCGUUCCGCCCGACAUUGUUGUCUUCAACAUCCUCAUCGCGCGAGAGGUGCGCCGAAGCCAGCUGGAGAAAGCAUUCGCGAUUUUCGAGAUGCUUCUCGCCGCAGGUCUCACACCAGAUGGAACCACUUUCGCGUCGCUCUUCGUCGCGUUGAAGAAAUUGGAGCGCGCGCGUAUCGACAUGGCGGAGGGCCGCAGGCGGUCCGCUCGGACUAGGCGGGUGAAGGUCGGGGAACAUAUGCGCACGACCCAUCGGUCACUGAACACAGAGAUCGGUUUCGGGGACCAGCACUCUGGCUCCCGCCUGCGUGCUCUGUAUCAUGCCAUGCUGUACACCCAUGCCAAGGAGACCACCGGGCGCAUGGCAGCAUCCUCGAAGAUCGUCACAUCCUCCACCCUUACUGUGGCGCUCAGGGCUUUCCUCGCCGCCAGGGAUUACGCGGGCGCUUAUGUGGUCAUACGGACGUUCGCGAUUUGCCGGGUGGACGUACCUGCCCGAGCCUGGCUUUCCGUCUUCAAAGAACUCAGUCGACGGGCACGAUUGGACAUACCCCAGGCCCAGCGACAGCUCGCCAUCAGCGCUCGCUGGGGCGUUGGCGAUGAGAAGGGCAUGACGUGGAUCCUUCAGUUUCUGGGCGGCGCUAUCCAGAACUGGAUGGGCAUUGAGGGCGAGACGCUCCAAGCCCUGAUAUACGCCCAGAUGAUGCACUUCGGUCAGAUUCCCUCCGUGCGUUUGCAAUUGGACCCAGAAGACAUCAUCGGCAUGCAGGACGCGUACAAUCUGCACGAGUCGGUGCAGUCGAUACAGGGCACAGCACCUACGUUUCUCGCGGACGAGACGUACGCUAUGAAUCAUCCCAUAUCCGCUACCAAGAUUCAGAGGAGAAACGUGGUCCCGUCACUGGCUAUGCUUCUGGGUCUUGAACCCUUCCCACAGGCAACUGUCACGUCGUUCGCUCGUGCACCCCUCGAGCGGCUCAUCCGACGUGCUAUUCUCUCGUCUAUGGACCCAGCCGAUAACAGCGAGAUUCUGUAUGCGGAAAAGCAGGGGAAUGUCGUAGUGCACCCGAACCUCAUGGCGGCGGCAGACGGCAGAAGGCUCGCGAACGUCGUCGCCAAUGCGAAGCUAGAGAUGGUGCCGGAGCUUGGCCGAGGCAUGGGACACAUGUACCGCCAUCGCAAGCUUGAUUACGUGAAGAAAAGGUUUACGCGGCGUCGUGGACAGCAGCUAGGUCCCAGUGAACCGGUGGUGCAGGAAUUCAACGCGUAAGCGACGUGUGUAAGCUGGCGCCAAGCGCCGGUCCCGACUCCCCCCCUUGGCAUGUGCGUUAUGGCAUACGCAGUCACAUAUGGCCGAUGAGGCUGUGAACAUAGGUAAAUUUGAGUAGAUAGGCUUAUUAAUCGGAUAAUAAACCG